Melospiza georgiana is the source of this 2763-nucleotide messenger RNA. RefSeq names its product zinc and ring finger 2 (gene ZNRF2). The transcript is spliced from 5 exons. The record is from RefSeq and is a predicted model, not a curated record. NCBI's taxonomy places the organism in Eukaryota, Metazoa, Chordata, Aves, Passeriformes, Passerellidae. Bases 1 to 735 code for a protein of 244 amino acids.
AUGGGCGCGAAGCAGAGCAGCCCCACCGCCGCCAAUGGCCGCACCCGGGCGUACUCGGGCGGGGAUCUGCCUUCCUCGAGCAGCAGCAGCAGCGGCGGCGCUAACGGGACCGGCGGGCGCUCGGCAGGCGGCGGCGGGCGCUACUCGCACCUGGCGGCGGCGCCUCACGCCGCUCCCGGCGGCGCGGCGGCCGCGGCGGCCGGAGGAGCGGCGGCGGCGGGGAGUGCCGCGGGGUCGGCACCCCGGAGCAGGUCCUUAGGGGGGGCCACGGCCUCCGGGGCCCGGGCGGCGCAGUCCGCCUUCAACAUCCCCCACAGCAGCGGCCCCUACGGCUCGCAGGACUCGGUCAGCAGCACCCCGGAGGAGGGCGGCCGGGAGCGGCCCGCGGGGGGCGGCGGCGGCGGCGGCUCCUCCGGCGGGCCCCGGCUGGUGAUCGGCUCGCUGCCCGCGCACCUCUCGCCGCACCUGUUCGGAGGAUUCAAGUGCCCUGUAUGUUCAAAAUUUGUAUCUUCUGACGAAAUGGAUUUACAUCUUGUGAUGUGUUUGACAAAACCAAGGAUUACCUACAAUGAGGAUGUGCUGAGUAAAGACGCUGGGGAGUGUGCAAUAUGCCUGGAAGAGCUGCAGCAAGGAGAUACUAUAGCACGGCUGCCUUGCCUCUGCAUAUAUCAUAAAGGCUGCAUAGAUGAAUGGUUUGAAGUAAAUAGAUCUUGCCCUGAGCAUCCAUCAGAUUAAGACAAGACUCAUAUUUUUAGCUGCUUCCACUGAUCAGAAAACAUAGGAGAUGUGAGGUUCUCUUGCUGAACACAGCGUGCCUGGCUUGAGACUUAGUUCUUUGUGGCUGAAAAAGGCAAAGAUGGACAGUGACACGGAGAAAGCAUUGCAGACACCGUUACUUGACAGUAGUGCUCAGUAUACCAAACACUCAUGCAAAGGACACACAGGGAUUUUGAAAAUGCUGCACAUCCUGUAACAAUCGACUCCCCAGAGACAUUACUGACACUGUUUUGUAUCGAAGGCCAAAGUUCCAAAUUUCAGCCCAACUUCUGGUUCUGUGAAGAAGCGAGUUAUUGGACAUGUUUCCUACUGCCUCCAGUGGGAGUGGAGACGUUUGAUAUGUGCUCUCUGAGACCCUCGCAGGGGAACGGCCCCAGAUCAAAGUGGGAACGUUUUCACCUUCUCGUUGGCUGAAGAACAGUACAUGGCAAACUAAAUAAAAUCUAACAGUGUGACCUUAAUUUACUGAAUUCACACCCUGUUUUACGUUCUUCACUUUUUUCAAGAACAGAAAACAUAACCCGCUCUGUGUAGGAAUACUGUAUUUCAAAGUUUUGUAACUAAACCUUUGUCACAAUGCAGUCCAAAGAGUAAAACCAAGACAGGUAACUAAUUUAUAUUGAUCAAGCUAUAGAGAUUGUUGAAAUCUGCACAUUGUAUUGCUAUUUAAGUAACUAAAACGUCUCUUUUAUUGCUCAUGAGUCAAAAUGACAGAAAGAAAUGCAGCAAAGCAAAAUCUUACAGCUAUGCAACUUUUUUUAAAAUAGGAAAAAGAAAUGAAUUACCAAUUUUAAGUGCUGCCAGUUAAGGUAAUUUGUUUAACGGGUAUUUUUUUAAAGAUGUUUCAGGUAAUUAUUUUAUUGUACUACUCUCAUCUCCAGGCUGCCUCCUGAGGUGUAAAUGAAUAACUGCAAGUGUGGGCAUGGGGAGAGGUUUUUAUAGGCAUGGGCGAGAUUACAUCGAGGUGGGAUUUGUGUUUAUUUUUCGAACAUGCGCAAGUUCAUGUUUCCUUGUUUGAAUGUGUUUUUUGGUCGCAGGAUCUGUAGUACAUUGCAUCUAAACCCUUGGUGUCUUCGUGUGGAGACCACCAUUUGACAGUGUGGAUUUUCGUUUAGUUUGGGUUUUUUUCUAUCUUUCUUUUUUUUUUUUUUUUAAUUCAUCUGCAUUUGUUUAAUUUAUUAUUAUUUUACUGUAUUGUAUUGGUAUACCAGAGCUCCACAAAACACAGGUUGUCUCUGGGUGGAUACACCAAGUAAAACUGUGGAUAUGUAUUAGUUCCCACAAAGUAUCACAGUUAAAAUGGAUUUUUUUUUUUUAAAGACAAUGAACUGGAACAGAUAUCAGGGUUUAGAAGCAUACUUUUUAUAUCGAGAAUUAAUUGUAGUAGUUUCUGAAUUUCACAACACAGGGAAGAGUUUAUGAAUAUUUAUUAGCAACAGUAUUCUUAGUGAGUUUCAAUGGCUACAAUAAGUUGCACAACACUUCAGACUUUUUCUUGUACAUAAAUAAUUCUGGUUGGAUUCUGGUUUUUUUUGUUUUGUUUGUUUGUUUUGUUUAAGUACACAUUUCUCUCUGUUGCUGCUGUGAUUUAUAUCAAAAAGGGCAAAGAACAGGAGCAACUACCGCUAUCUGGAGAAGAAGUGCAGUUCAUGUUCUUAAACUCUCCCAUCUUGCUUGAAUAGCAGUUCUUCCCUGGAUAACAUUUUCUCCUGAAUGUUGCUCUGUAAAAUGCCUUUGUUACGCUGCAAAUCUAAAGGAGUCCAAACUAGAUAAUUGUCAUAAUUGCCAGUGCAGUUUCUAUACUUUUGGGCUUGCAUCACUGGUUUCAGCUGAACCUGUAAGCUAUGAGGCCCUGUUGAGUUCUCUUUUUCAGUGGGAGCAGAAUCAUUUUGUCACACAUUCGAUUCUGUAGUCACAUCAAAUGUACAGUCAUUCCCUGUACAGAGUCCUUUUUUGACGAGAAUAUUUGUGUUGCCUUGUAUUAUC